Mytilus californianus (California mussel) is the source of this 1810-nucleotide messenger RNA. Its product is annotated as 3-ketodihydrosphingosine reductase-like. Gene Ontology annotation, molecular function: 3-dehydrosphinganine reductase activity. Gene Ontology annotation, cellular component: endoplasmic reticulum membrane. The record is from RefSeq and is a predicted model, not a curated record. NCBI's taxonomy places the organism in Eukaryota, Metazoa, Mollusca, Bivalvia, Mytilida, Mytilidae. Gene Ontology annotation, biological process: sphingolipid biosynthetic process. Bases 42 to 1037 code for a protein of 331 amino acids. The transcript has 10 exons.
CUUCCGCCAGUUUGGCAGAACAAAAAAGUGGAAAAAUCAAAAUGCUUUUUGAGUUAAUAAUUCUCAUUUGUCUGAUUGGUAUUUUUAUGUUUCUUAUUUCAUGGCUGGUGUCACCACAAGUAUUAAAACUGGACGGAAAACAUGUGUUGAUAACUGGUGGCUCAAGUGGUAUAGGGAAGGCUAUUGCCAAGGAAGCAAUAAGAAGAGGAGCUGUAGUAUCAAUUAUGGCUAGAAAUACUACAAAACUUGAAGCUGCAAAGGUGGAAUUAGAGAAAGUUGCUGGGAAUAGUUUUAAGCCAGUAUGUUUUGUAUCUGUUGACGUGGCUGGAGAGUAUGAAGCAGUACAGAAAGCAAUACAACAGGUAGAAAAAAAACAAGGACCUGUAAAUAUGCUAAUUAACUGUGCUGGGAUGGGUGUUGCUAAAACAUUUGAAGAUCUAAAAAUUGAAGAAUUCAAGAAAUUAAUGAACCUGAAUUAUUUUGGUACUGUACAAACAACUAAAGCAGUGAUCAGUAAAAUGAAAGAACGCGGAGGUGGAAGGAUUGUUUUCCUCUCAUCUCAAGCUGGUCAGCUUGGCUUGUUCGGUUAUACAGCCUAUGCUGCAUCAAAAUUUGCUCUCCGAGGGCUGGCUGAGUCUUUACAAAUGGAGGUGCGUCCAUACAAUAUCUAUGUAACAGUAGCCCAUCCUCCUGAUACUGAUACUCCUGGUUUUGAAGACGAGGAACGCAAUAAGCCAGAAGAAACAAAACUGAUCUCAGAUACAUCUGGUUUAUUUACACCUGAUGCCGUGGCUAAACAGAUACUUCAGGAUUCUGUGAAUGGAAGAUUUUGUAGUUAUAUUGGUUUAGAUGGGUGGAUGUUAGCAAACAUUACUUGUGGAAUGUCUCCUGUACAUUCAAUGUUUGAUGCAAUACAACAGGUACUGACAGUGAGUGUGUUUAGACUGGUUUCCUUUUUCUACUUAUUUCAUUUUACCAGGAUUGUCAGUAAAUGUAAAGCGAGAAAAGAUAAAGAACAAAAAGAAAAGAUGCUGUGAUAUUACUUACAAGACUUAUACAAAGAGAACAAAAUAUUUGACGUCUUAGACAACUGUCUUUCUUAUAUGGAUGGAUAUUCUUCAUUGUUCCAUUUUAAAAAAUAUUUCAUUGUGUAUACUAUAUGAAUGAAAGGUUAUUGUUGACUCAUAUACAGUGUUUAAAUCAUUAUAAAUCAAAGUCAUUUCCAUAGCUUUUUUUAUUUUAUUUUUUAGAUAUUUUAUUUUAAAAAUUUAGUUUUAUAUAUAACAGUGUCUUAGGGAUGUUCACAGAUCUAGUAUUUGACUUUUUAUCAGAUAUUCAGAAUCCUCUGGUAUCAUCCAUGUAGUGCCAUUUUAAAAUUUGCCCACUAAACCCUUCUUUUCUUUUCAUAUUUUUAUAACAUAUAGUUUAAAAAGCCAUUUUUAUCAUACAUAAUCCUUGUUAUUUUUUCAAAGUUUUUUAGAAAGAAAAAAGGAGUCAAUGUUAAAUGUAUGAAAAAUCUAUAGAGAAUCUUUUCACACUAAAUUUCAAUGGCUAGCAUCUGAAAAACUAAGGAUACCAACCUUUCAUAUUUUUUUCUGCUUUUAAUGUUUCAUUAUUUAUACAUACAUUUGUACUAUCAAUUUAUAGCAGUCUUUCAAAGAGGUUGUUAUUUUUGAAACAGAGCAGCCAACAUUGUUAAGUCAGUACUUUCAUUAUUAGUCAGAAUCUUCUAACAUGGUAUAUGUAUUUGUUUCAUCAGAUCAUGCCUUAUAGCUGAGAUGUAGCUAUUGAUAUUGUGUAGAUAUAUACA